GGGCACCGGCACAUGGACAAAGUUGGAGACAAAGUUUGGAGAUAUGUUACUUUCUACAAAAAAACAAUUUAAGGCGAAUCGCUGCUUAUUUCUUUUCAGGUAGUCGGGGGAACCCUCAAAAACAAUAGCAAAACACGUUUUUUUUUAUUGAUCGACAUUACAUCAAAAGUUAAAUGAACAAACAUCCUCGCUUGCGGUCCGUUACGCACUCCUUUAUGUCGGUUUUUCUGCAAGACGUCCAUGCCUCCGCGCUGCUUCUCAUUCAUUCGGCAGAGAAGAGCAGCCCGCGUCCGAGCAUACAAUGAAGCAGUGUGUCCUUGUCCGACACAAUGCAGCAAGAUGCUACGAAGCGGACGACACUCUUUCUCGCAAGACUCGGGACGUUUUCGCUCGAUUGCAGAGAGAGAGAUCAGCUUAAGAAUGAAGCUUUAGCCUCUGCAUGACAAGCUAUGAGCAACACACAGACUAUACUCUAGACGUCCAAUUACAAAGCCAGAACUCAAGAAUGAAGACCAAAUAUGCAAUUGUCUUCAUCUGUAUCGUGGCCCUGGUCAUCAUUGAAAAGGAAAGCAACAUCCUGUCAAGAGUCUCUGAUAAACUGAUCCAGAGGCAGGCCCCACAGCAGACCCCACAGCCUCCACUGGAUUAUAGCAACACAACACAAAAUGGCUCCCUGAUGAUGCUGAAAAUGCUGCUCUCUAAACUCAUCGGUACAGUUGGGUACAACUCAAGUCUCUCUGAGGAGCAAGAAGAGGAAGAACUAGAUGAUUUAGGCACGUACAGCUUCAGCGGUGGCCGUAAGCACAUAUUACUCUUGGCUACAACACGGACAGGUUCCUCAUUUGUUGGGGAACUUUUCAACCAACAUGGGGAGGACAUGUUCUACCUGUUUGAGCCUUUGUGGCACGUCGAGCGCAUGCUGACCACGGCCUCAGAGUCAAACAACGGGACAGUGUUGUCAGGAAUCUACCGGGAUGUGCUCCAGGGGCUCUUCCUGUGCAAUUUCUCUCUCCUUGAGAAGUACAUCGCCCCCCCACCUAAGGACCACGUCACCCCGGCUCUUUUCCGCAGAGAGUCUAGUUUAUCCCUCUGUGAAGAAUCUGUCUGCAGUCCUGUAGUCAAAUAUGUUUUUGAAAGGUUUCACUGUAAGACUCGUCGCUGUGGGCCGCUGAACUUGACCCUUGCAACUGAUUCCUGCCUUUCGAAGCAGCACCACGCCGUUAAGACUGUCCGUGUGCGCCAGCUGGACACGUUGCAGCCUUUAGUGGAGGAUCGCCGUCUGGAUGUUAGAAUUAUCCAGCUUGUCCGAGAUCCACGGGCCAUCUUGGCAUCACGCAUGGUGGCUUUCUCUUCGAAGUACCAGACGUGGAAGACCUGGGCGCAGGACGGCCAGGUGCCCGAAGAUGACGAGGAGGUAAAGAGGCUCAAAGCAAACUGCGACCAGAUUAGGAUGUCAGCAGAGGUGGGACUGAGCCAACCUCGCUGGCUGAGGAGACGCUACAUGUUGGUGCGCUAUGAGGAUAUUGCCCGCUACCCCAUGCAGAAGGCAGAGGAGAUGUACAGGUUCACAGGGAUACCAUUCAGUCCCCAAGCUCGGGAGUGGAUCCUGAGGAACACACAGACCAUGCAGGAAGCUAGCGGGAUUUAUUCCACCCAGAAGAACUCAUCAGAGCAGGCAGAGAAAUGGAGAUUCAGCAUUCCCUUCACACUGGCUCAGGUAGUGCAGAGGGUGUGUGGACCCACAAUGGAGCUGUUUGGGUACAGGUUUGUGGAUGAUGAAAAGACACUGAUGAAUAAGUCCAUCAGUUUACUCGAAGAGAAGCUCUUUCUUUAAUCCAGAGGUAAAAAAUGAAGCUGAGAAUCUGGAAAACAUUUCAUGCAAUGGAUCCAAACCAGGAAAAGACAUUAUUGCACGGACCAAAACUAGUAUGCAAAGGUGCCAGGAGACACAACAUGUUUUACUUGGGACAGUAAGCUAUUGGCCAUACAAUAAUAUUCACUCUCACCAAUGAUGUGCCUCAUUGAUACAAAUGAAGAGCCACUUAAGAAAGAGAAGUAUUUAUUUGUGUUCUGCGUUCACUGAGAGGCCUGGUAUUUAAGCUUUACUUGGCGCUUUAAAUGUAGUUUUAAAUUUAAAAAAAGGCUUAGAUGUCAAGCCUGACUUGAAAGGGAUUAUUAUGUAAUAUUUCAUUGAUAGUUGAUCAUCUACGAAAGUGAAAUGAUGGUGAUGUGUGUUAACUUUGUGUGUGUCUGAGAAAGAAGUUGUUUCUGUUCAUAGUUCAUGACGCUAGUGCUUACAUUUGUCUAGUUCAAUGUAUAUCAACUGAUAGAUCACUUUAGUUUAGACCUGGUGUGCUUUAAUAGAGCUUUACAUAUCCGACUCAGGUGAAAUGAAUGUGGCAUUGUGUGGUGUCUUCACAAGGAGUAUUGAUACAUCUCCACAAAAAGUACUCUGUGUACAAGUAUAGUAUGAUCUUAGAUGUAAUUAACCAAAUGCCAUUUAAAGCAAUUCUCAAUAUAUCAUAAUGAAGAAGCUAAUCUAGAUGGAUAUAUAAAACUCAUUAGGUGAGAUCAAAUUAGUAGAUAUAUUAAUAUCUUACUUCAGAUACCAACAUGUGUCUUUAACAUACGAGUGUAGUGUUUCCCAAAAGAAAGUAUCCACAGCAGUAAUGCAUUUUCCAGUUCUGCCUCCUAUCCUCUAAGGACACAGUUUAGGUAUUAUUUAACCGAAGCAGCUCCUGCACUGAUAUCCUAUGUGUUCAAGGACACAGGGAAUAUUCUUGUGCAGAGAGAUGUUUUAAUUACUUUACAAGUCAGAGAAAUAAAAUCACCAGAAUGAAUAAAACCUGCAAAAGUCUAAAGGCUAUUUAGUCGUGAGUUUAAUGUGUGUUAACGGCUAUGGUCACAACAAAAAUAUAAAAUUGUAACUGUUAUAAGGUGGCCUUUUACUUUAAGUGAAACCCAGGUGCUGCUGUGUGAACUGUCACUCUUAAUGGUAUAUAAAGGUAUCCACUGUGGCUCUAUAGCUCAAUGGUAGCAUUGUGUUCUGCUUGGCUGAGGCACGGCUGAAACUGCUGUGCUGCUCAUGGAAAGGGAUAUGCAUUAGAGGUACAUAUAGAAGGGUGCUCAUACUAACUUACUGUUUAAAACAUAACUAUGAAUACAUUACAUACACAUACGUACAGAGAGGCAGGCCUCAAGUUGAACAGAGUCACUACUGCAAGUUUUUUAAUCAAAAGGGAAUACUGUGAAAUACCAAGUGCAGCUGAGAUAAUGGACGCAGUCAGUCUAUUCAACUACUUCAGAUACCAAGAGUGGCAUUACAAUUAUGUGUGACUGUUUAUGUUUUACAGUCCUUAAAACAAUAAGUCCUUCCUUCAUUUAGAACGUGUCUACUUGAAUAAAGAAUGUUCAUGGUGAAGACAAUUAUUAGAACAGCAAUAGCAGAGUAGUAUAAAGUAGCAAUUAUGAGUCAAGUCUUAAUUCUUGUCCAAGCAAGUCUUGAUGCAAGUCUUGAGUAUCUUAAAAGAAAAGUAACAGAAGGGAAAAAUAAAAUGCCAUAUUUGAAAAUGUUUCUUCUAAAGCUCUUAAUGGGGAUUUCUGCAAAAAAGCUUGGCCUUACAAAUACGUGUUCAAAUGGUGUGGCUAAGCAACGCUUGAUUUUACUAAGUCAAAACUGGAGUCAAGUCACAAGGCCUUAUUUCUGUGACUUAUAGCAGAGCAAGUCUUUGCCUCUGGAAGAAAAGCAGUGUCAUAGGAUGUCAAAUUUGUGAUUUUCUAUAAUAAAUUUCUGUCUGUGUAUUACAUCUAAGUUACAGUCAUAUUGCUGAUGCAGAAGAAAGCACAGAUUAUGUUUAAGCAUGUAGAAAUGUAUCACACACAUGUAAAUGGCAGAGUUUCUUCUAUUGAAAAAGUGAUUAAAGUUAUUUCUUGUUGUAAAAUG
Messenger RNA from Trematomus bernacchii (emerald rockcod), 3943 nucleotides. RefSeq names its product carbohydrate (chondroitin 6) sulfotransferase 3a (gene chst3a). Gene Ontology annotation, molecular function: N-acetylglucosamine 6-O-sulfotransferase activity; chondroitin 6-sulfotransferase activity. Gene Ontology annotation, biological process: carbohydrate metabolic process; N-acetylglucosamine metabolic process. Gene Ontology annotation, cellular component: Golgi membrane. NCBI's taxonomy places the organism in Eukaryota, Metazoa, Chordata, Actinopteri, Perciformes, Nototheniidae. The coding region runs from base 440 to 1834 and encodes 464 amino acids. The transcript is spliced from 4 exons. The record is from RefSeq and is a predicted model, not a curated record.